Molecule: messenger RNA, 855 nt
Organism: Arvicola amphibius (Eurasian water vole)
Lineage: Eukaryota; Metazoa; Chordata; Mammalia; Rodentia; Cricetidae
Gene: Mog
Product: myelin oligodendrocyte glycoprotein
Exons: 8
Coding region: 19-855 (278 amino acids)
Biological process (GO): T cell receptor signaling pathway; regulation of cytokine production
Cellular component (GO): external side of plasma membrane
Molecular function (GO): signaling receptor binding
Source: RefSeq, a predicted model, not a curated record
UCCCCAGAAACCACAAAGAUGGCCAGUUUGUGGAGCUUUUCUCUGUCUAGAUGCCUCCUCUCCCUGCUCCUCCUCCUCCAGCUGUCCUCCAGCUAUGCAGGACAAUUCAGAGUGAUAGGACCGGCACAUCCCAUCCGGGCUUUGGUUGGGGACCAAGCAGAACUGCCGUGCCGUGUAUCUCCUGGGAAGAAUGCCACGGGCAUGGAGGUGGGGUGGUACCGCCCUCCGUUCUCUAGAGUGGUUCACCUCUACCGAAACGGCAAAGACCAAGACGCAGAGCAGGCACCUGAAUAUAGGGGACGCACAGAACUUCUGAAAGAUAAUAUCGGUGAGGGAAAGGUUACCCUCAGGAUCCAGAACGUGAGGUUUUCGGAUGAAGGAGGCUUCACCUGCUUCUUCAGAGACCACUCUUACCAAGAGGAGGCAGCAAUGGAGUUGAAAGUGGAAGAUCCCUUCUACUGGAUCAACCCUGGAGUCCUGGUGCUGAUGGCACUUCUGCCUGCACUUCUCCUGCAGAUCUCUGUGGGCAUUGUCUUCCUCUUUCUGCAGCACAGACUCAGAGGAAAACUUCGAGCAGAAGUUGAGAACCUCCAUCGGACUUUUGAUCCUCACUUCCUGAGGGUGCCCUGCUGGAAGGUAACACUGUUUGUUAUUGUACCUGUUCUUGGACCCCUGGUUGCCUUGAUCAUCUGCUACAACUGGCUGCACCGAAGACUAGCAGGACAGUUUCUCGAAGAGCUAACACCAGUGAUGGAACAGGCUUUCCUUUUUCCUAAAGCAGAUGUCACAGACAGGGCAACAGUAGAUACCAUGCUCCUUUUGGGUGUUCUCUUGGGAACCUACCACCACGGAUGA